AUGACUAGCACUGAGAGAUGUAGGAAAUGUCGUGCAAAGUUAAAACUAGACAAAAGUAAACAUGAACAAUCAAAACAGAAAGAUAGAGAAAGAAAGAAACGUGAACGUGCUAAACAGAAAGAACACGCUAGAAAUAAUGAAACAUUGAAAAGGGAACUGAAGAUAAGAAAGUGUGAGGAAAUGCAAAGGUAUAGGGCUAAAAAGAAGCAACAGAAAACACAUAAAACAAUGAAUAUUGUCAACAGUACAGCCAGAAAGAUGGUUAUAUCACUAAAAGAGAAGCAAGCAGAAGAUAGAAAGCAGAGAGCAGUGUUAAGAACACAAAAUUGGCGUCUGAGAUUAAAGCUUAAAGAAAGUAGCACAAAACAAGGAGAAUCCAUUAGAAAUGUGGACACAAAUGCACAAACUGAAAAUGAAAGCAACAUUGAUCUUCAAUCUGAUAAUGAAAACAAUAAGGACAUUCAAAUAGGAACUGAAAAUAACACUAACAUUCAUGGAGUAAAGGAAAACACCAGUAGUGCAAAAUUUCCCUUCACAUUAAGGUGGUCUGAACACCGUGCUUUGAAACGAGUCAAAGAGACCUUACCAACCACACCGGCAAAAAGAGCAAGACUGGUAGAGAAACUAGCCACAUCACCAUCAACAAAUGAGCUACUCAAAGAGAAAGGGAUUCUUACUUCUCCAAAAUUGAGAGAAAUGGCUGUCAUUGGAGAAUCUGUAAUGGAAACUGUGUCUAGUCUAAAUAGUACACCAGUCGGUCAAAGUCAAAGUACACAAAAAACGGAAAAGAAACAUGCCAAGAGAACACUAGCCUACGUUGUGAAUGAAAGUGCAACUAAACUUAAAAAGAAAAGAACAUUUCAGAUGAAAACUCAAAAACACUGA
This is a messenger RNA of Mya arenaria, 885 nucleotides long. RefSeq lists its product as uncharacterized. The transcript has a single exon. Lineage: Eukaryota; Metazoa; Mollusca; Bivalvia; Myida; Myidae. The record is from RefSeq and is a predicted model, not a curated record. Bases 1 to 885 code for a protein of 294 amino acids.